AUGCGGGGCAAGGACGAGGAGUUUGAUUUCCUCUUCAAAGCUUGUGGCCCCCUCCUCCCCUUUCCAGUUGUCCUCAUUGGGGACUCAGGGGUGGGGAAGAGCAACCUCCUGUCCCGCUUCACCCGCAACGAGUUCAACCUGGAGAGCAAGAGCACCAUCGGGGUGGAGUUCGCCACCAGGAGCAUCCAGGUGGAGAACAAAACAGUGAAGGCUCAGAUCUGGGACACAGCAGGGCAGGAGCGCUACAGAGCCAUCACCUCGGCGUACUACAGGGGGGCUGUGGGGGCCCUGCUGGUCUAUGACAUUGCCAAGUACCUGAGCUAUGAGAACGCUGAGCGCUGGCUGAAGGAGCUGCAGGACCACGCUGAUGCCAACAUUGCCAUCAUGCUGGUGGGCAACAAGAGCGACCUGAGGCACCUCAGGGCUGUGCCCACAGAUGAGGCCAGGAGCUUUGCAGAGAAGAAUGGUUUGUCCUUCCUGGAGACCUCUGCUCUGGACUCCACCAACGUGGAGACAGCUUUCCACAACAUCCUCUCGGAAAUCUACCACUCAGUGUCCCAGAGGCAGAUCAGCACCGGGCAGCCCGAGGCAGAGCUUGGUCCUUCCAGCACCAUCGAACCCAUCCAGGUGCUGCCCACGCAGCAGGAGGCCAGGCAGGGACCCUGCUGCCAGAACAUCUGAGCCCAUCUGGGGUGCCCCCCAACCCCUGGCACCACCACCAGCAGCCAGCACCUGG
Messenger RNA from Dryobates pubescens (Downy woodpecker), 736 nucleotides. RefSeq names its product ras-related protein Rab-11A. Gene Ontology annotation, cellular component: recycling endosome. Gene Ontology annotation, molecular function: GTPase activity; GTP binding. The transcript has 5 exons. Lineage: Eukaryota; Metazoa; Chordata; Aves; Piciformes; Picidae. The record is from RefSeq and is a predicted model, not a curated record. Bases 1 to 681 code for a protein of 226 amino acids. Gene Ontology annotation, biological process: regulated exocytosis; constitutive secretory pathway.